GAUUCAGUUUGGACUUUUCAAGCAAACUUACGAUAAGUUUUUUAUAGGAAUUGGCUUGGACUUUUUCUCAAAACAGACUAGUGGAAUCAGCUUGGACUUUUCUCAAAACGAACUCGUGGAAUUGGCUUGGACUUUCUUUCGAAACGGACUUGUGGAAUUGGCUUGGACUUUCUCUCGAAAUGAACUUGUGGAAUCGGAUUGGACUUUUCUCGAAACGGACUUGAAUCAGCUUGGACUUUCUCUCGAAACGGACUUGUGGAAUCAGCUUGAACUUUUCUCGAAACAGACUUGUG
Molecule: messenger RNA, 293 nt
Organism: Funneliformis caledonium
Lineage: Eukaryota; Fungi; Glomeromycota; Glomeromycetes; Glomerales; Glomeraceae
Source: the annotation of a GenBank genome assembly